CAUAAGGUUAUAAUUGUGGUUUUAUUCACUUUACUCUGUUAUUAUGUGCCAUGUAUGCCUGAGGCAUACAGUGGAUGAGGGUUCAGGGACAUCUUGUCCAGAAUGUGCACCUGCCCGAGGCAUACAGUGGAUGAGGGUUCAGGGACAUCUUGUCCAGAAUGUGCACCUGCCCGAGGCAUACAGUGGGUGAGGGUUCAGGGACAUCUUGUCCAGUAUGUGCACCUGCCCGAGGCAUACAGUGGGUGAGGGUUCAGGGACAUCUUGUCCAGUAUGUGCACCUGCCCGAGGCAUACAGUGGGUGAGGGUUCAGGGACAUCUUGUCCAGUAUGUUCACCUGCCCGAGGCAUACAGUGGAUGAGGGUUCAGGGACAUCUUGUCCAGAAUGUGCACCUGCCCGAGGCAUACAGUGGAUGAGGGUUCAGGGACAUCUUGUCCAGUAUGUGCACCUGCCCGAGGCAUACAGUGGAUGAGGGUUCAGGGACAUCUUGUCCGGUAUGUGCACCUGCCCUAGGCAUACAGUGGAUGAGGGUUCAGGGACAUCUUGUCCGGUAUGUGCACCUGCCCGAGGCAUACAGUGGAUGAGGGUUCAGGGACAUCUUGUCCGGUAUGUGCACCUGCCCGAGGCAUACAGUGGAUGAGGGUUCAGGGACAUCUUGUCCGGUAUGUGCACCUGCCCGAGGCAUACAGUGGAUGAGGGUUCAGUGACAGUUUGUCCGGUAUGUGCCCCUGCCCGAGGCAUACAGUGGAUGAGGGUUCAGGGACAUCUUGUCCGGUAUGUGCACCUGCCCGAGGCAUACAGUGGAUGAGGGUUCAGUGACAGCUUGUCCGGUAUGUGCCCCUGCCCGAGGCAUACAGUGGAUGAGGGUUCAGGGACAGCUUGUCCGGUAUGUGCACCUGCCAGAGGCAUACAGUGGGUGAGGGUUCAGGAACAGCUUGUCCAGUGAAUGCAACUGCCUGAGGCAUAAAGUGGAUGAGGGUUCAAAAACAGCUUGUCCGGUAUGUGCCCCUGCCUGAGGCAUAAAGUGGAUUAGGGUUCAGAGACAGCUUGUCCAAAAGAAACAAAGACAUUUUAAUUUCCGAAGGAAACAAUGGAGGAAAAUAGAAAUCCCUGCUGCUUCUUACUAGUCGUCCUUUUUGUUAGAAUGGUUCCAAGUUAUGGAUCUACAGUAAAUUAUGCCGAUCCCACACUAAUGCCGCUAGCACAUGAGGACGCCAGAGCAAGGGAAAAAAUGAUGAACGCACAGUUCAAAUGUUACGAGAAAAUGAAAAGGGAUCCGCCGUAUUCUAAAUCAGGUCUGUACUGUAACCGGACCUGGGAUGGAUGGCUAUGCUGGGAUGACACCCCCGUAGGACACAACGUUACACAGAACUGUCCUGAUUAUUUUGCAGAUUUUGACACCACUGAAAAAGCUUCCAAAUAUUGUGACGAGAAGGGAAACUGGUUCCAACAUCCCGAAAGCAACAGGACGUGGUCCAACUACACCAUGUGCAUCAGCUUCACGAAGGAGAAACUAAAGAACGCCUAUAUCCUGUACUAUAUGGCCAUAGUAGGACAUACCUUGUCAAUCCUCUCUUUGUUAAUUUCCCUUGGAAUUUUCUUCUAUUUCAAGAGUCUCAGCUGCCAGAGAAUUACACUUCAUAAAAACCUAUUUUUCUCCUAUGUGCUGAAUUCUCUGUUUACAAUUGUUCAUCUCACCGCUGUGGUACCAGAUUUGGAACUCGUAAAGAGGGGCCCCGUGAGCUGCAAGGUUCUCCAGUUCUUCCACCAGUAUAUGAUGGGCUGUAACUAUUUCUGGAUGUUGUGUGAAGGGAUCUAUCUCCACACUCUGAUAGUGGUGGCCGUGUUUGCUGAGGAACAGCAUCUGCAUUGGUAUUAUCUCCUCGGCUGGGGGUUUCCAUUAGUGCCUACGUCCAUACAUGCCUUUGCAAGAACAAAAUAUUUCAAUGACAAUUGUUGGAUGAGUGUGGAGACACAUCUGUUAUACAUUGUCCAUGGGCCGAUCAUGGCUGCACUGCUGGUUAACUUGUUCUUUCUUCUGAACAUUGUACUCGUCCUCGUGACGAAGUUGCGGGACACUCACCGCGCAGAGUCCAACAUGUACAUGAAAGCCGUAAGAGCCACUUUAAUCCUGGUGCCGCUCUUAGGUAUCCAGUUUGUUAUCUUUCCAUGGAGGCCAGAAAACCGCCUGGCAGGAGAAAUCUACGACUACAUUAUGCACAUAUUGAUGCAUUAUCAGGGAUUACUUGUUGCUACAAUCUUCUGUUUCUUUAAUGGGGAGGUACAAGGUGCACUGAAGAGACAAUGGAUGCAAUACAAGACUCAGUGGGGUCAGAGAAGAAGAGAACAUUGUUCUAUGCGUUCUACUUCCUACACAGCGACGUCCAUAACAGAGGUCCCUAUUUAUCUAUACCCCCAUGAGUCCAACAGUGAACAUUUAAAUGGGAAGUACGGAGACGACUCGGAGAUUACAGCGCUCAACUCUGGGGAUACCUACGCCUGAUUCUCAACCAGACUAAACAAAUUUGCAAACCAUGAGCUCAAGUCCUCAAUGGGAAUAAAAAGCCUUCGACAUGUUGACCGGAAGACUCGUUGUAGGGACCCACCAUAUCAGGUGACCUCUGAAGCUCACUUGGUCCACAUACAGUACUUAGGCCCUCUUCUACAGGACUGAUGAGGUGACCAGAUUUUUGUCUGAUGGGCUUCUGACAAUUCAGUGAAGGUGAAAGUUAUUCCAUGUGGUCAUGGACGGGAUCACGUUGACAGCUAUAUCAACAACAGGUUGUGAAGACCAAGAUCUUCUAAAGCCAAAUGGAAACGCCUUGUGAUGGAACAUCCUUUUAUCAUUGUAUACAAUGGACCUUUGGCUGCAGAUUUAUAUCUCUGUUUAUCUUCGACAUUUCAUUACAAAUAGGACAUUAGGACCCAUGACAAUUCGACCUGCUCAUUCAGUUCUUUUACAAGAGCACAAUUUUGAUGAACUUUACUUCGGUGCUAGGUGGCACCAUACUUACCAUUAAGCUUUCUGAUUUGGAAAUGGUGUGACUAGAUACGACCUCCUGCAGUAAGUUGAAUUUGGUAGGUUCCCAUAAGCUUCCAUAAUUAAUAUCUUUAAGAUCUGAGCUAUCUGGUCUAGCGGAAUAGUCACCAUUUAAUACCAUGUAAGUUUUAGGUCCACAAUUUAUAUAUCUUUAUAGGGUUCUGGUACAGAACUCCUAAAAGUUGUUUAGUUAAAGGGGUUGUCCAACACUAGAAGAAGGAAUUUUAUGGACUCAGUGGCCACUGCCAUUCAGAUGAUGCCCAGUCUUUGCUGAUCAGUGCUUUCUAAUUCAUAUGUCGGCACAGGAAAAUGCCAAGUGGGCAUUUUUCACUAAGUGGGCAUUUUUUGUAUACCAAGAAGUGAACCAGGAAGCACUGAUCAGCAGAGACUGGGCACCAUCAGAUUGGCGGUGACAGAGGAUUAGGAAGGUGAGUAUCCCUUUGUUUUAAAGGGGUAUUCCAGGAAAAUACUUUUUUUAUAUAUAUAUCCACUUGCUCCAGAAAGUUAAACAGAUUUGUAAAUUACUUCUAUUAAAAAAUCUUAAUCCUUCCAAUAAUUAUCAGCUUCUGAAUUUGAGUUGUUCUUUUCUGUCUGGUCAGAGUGCUCUCUGCUGACAUCUCUGCUUGUCUCGGGAACUGCACAGAGUAGAAUAGGUUUGCUAUGGGGAUUUGCUUUUACUCUGGACAGUUCCCGAGACACGCGUCAUCAAAAAGCACUUAGACAGAAAAGAACAACUCAACUUCAGCAGCUCAUAAGUACUGAAAGGAUUAAGAUUUUUAAU
Hyla sarda is the source of this 3819-nucleotide messenger RNA. RefSeq names its product calcitonin receptor (gene CALCR). The transcript is spliced from 13 exons. Gene Ontology annotation, cellular component: plasma membrane; axon. The record is from RefSeq and is a predicted model, not a curated record. Bases 1089 to 2501 code for a protein of 470 amino acids. Gene Ontology annotation, biological process: positive regulation of cytosolic calcium ion concentration; cell surface receptor signaling pathway; adenylate cyclase-activating G protein-coupled receptor signaling pathway. Lineage: Eukaryota; Metazoa; Chordata; Amphibia; Anura; Hylidae. Gene Ontology annotation, molecular function: amylin receptor activity; calcitonin receptor activity.